Messenger RNA from Owenia fusiformis, 1185 nucleotides. The record is from the annotation of a GenBank genome assembly. NCBI's taxonomy places the organism in Eukaryota, Metazoa, Annelida, Polychaeta, Sabellida, Oweniidae.
AUUGUUGCAACUUAAGCCAGAUCAAUAACAAAUUUUUAUGUAUGACAGAUAAAGUUCAAACUAAGAUUGAUAAAAAGGGAAUAAUAGGCGACAGUAAAAAUGACGACUCUUGGGAAGAAGAAAUCUGUACAACAACUCCCUGAGCAAACAAUGACAAAAGCAGAGAUAGCAGAAUGUAUAUUUGACAAAACAACUAAAGGAUGGCGAGGGACAACUAAUAUGACAGCCACUGCUGUAACAAAGUUUUCCAAACUUCGUAAAAACAAGGAGAAACAGAUGGCACAGCAAGACAAGGAGAAAUCUCGAUUUAAGAUGAAACAGAUUGACGAUGAUUAUAAUGUGGAUCUGGACAAUGAUGAAAAUGAUAGUGAUGUCAGUGUAUCUGAGGAUGUCGUCAAUGAGGUACCAGUAGUGACUCGUCCAUUCUCUGGAAAUAAAAAAGAUGUUGACGAAAGUGGAUCCUUGAAGUACGCCUCCUGGAGGUGUCCUGGUGUCUAUAAGCCUGAAAGGGUGAAAGAUUUUGAGUUUGAAAAGCCUGAGCCUCAAUUCUCCUCUGCCAGUUUCACAUCCCCAGCUCAGCAGGUGCUUCGUCUUGGGAAAGUCAUUGAACAGAAGGAGAAAGACAUUGAUUAUCUCCGAGAUGCUUUGUUUAAGUCGCAGAGAGAGAAUUACAAGCUAUGUAAACAGAUUGAAGGGUACUCUGGCAAAGAUUAUGACAGCCUUAAGAAAGAGAACCUGAUCUUGAAAGAACAACUAACCAGAGUCAUGCGCGAAAAUGCCAGACUUCACGGAGAAAAAUAUAAGGACACAAAUCACAUAUUCCAUAAGUUAAAAAUAGAGGAAAAACUUGAAGAACAGUAUGGGGUUAAAAAUAAAAAUAUCCCUAAACCAAAAAUAGCAAAGACUUUAUAUGACGAAGACACUGUCAAUCUAGAAAAUACAAGAAAUCUGAACUCUAGUAAAGAUGGCAGUAACAGUAGUAUAGACAAUCUGAAUACCUCCCACAGGUCUAAUACCUCACCAGGAAAUCGAUCAAAAAAUAUCAGUGGCUUAAAAUAAAUGUGUAUGGCAUUGUUAUGGUUUCCAUUUUUGUGACGGCGCUUGGUGAUCGGGGGUUGGCAGUUGGUGGUUGGCUGUUUGUAGUUGGUGGUUGGCGAUUGGUGUCUGUAACAAUUUCUUACAACU